AUGCAAGGCUUCAAAGACUUCGACCCUGCAAAGGACAUUCGAGACCUUUCCGGAAAAGUGAUCUUGGUGACUGGAGGCACCGCAGGAUUAGGAGAGGAAAGUGUGCGAGCACUGGCGGCGCACAGUCCAUUACACAUCUACUUCACAGGCCGCAAUGUCACUGCAGCUAAUGCACUGAUCGCCGACAUCAAAGCCAAGCACCCGACGACAUCUUUGAGCUUCAUCAAGAUAGAUCUUUCGUCCCUUCGCGCAGUCAAAGAGGCCAUCGCUCGAGACUUCAAACAUGACCGCCUCGACAUACUGAUGAACAACGCCGGUAUCAUUGCCAACCCAGCAGUUUUGAGUACUGAUGGUUACGAGAUCCAAUUCGCGACGAACCAUCUCGGCCAUGCGAUGCUCACCAGAGAGCUGAUGCCCAUCUUGCUCAAGACAGCCAAAGAGCCCGGGGCAGACGUCCGUGUCGUCAGCAACACCUCCGCUGGUUACGAGUUCCAUCGUGCCAUCAAAGGUGGUAUCUCCUUCGAUGAGCUUGAUGCUGGAAGCACGAUGUCUCGAAUGAUGCUAGGCGCAUGGAUUCGUUACGGCCAGUCCAAACUCGCAAAUAUCCUCUUCGCAGCGGAGCUCGUACGUCGCCACCCCGAGCUGACGUCUGUAGCCAUUCACCCUGGACUCGUCAAGACGCCCAUGAAUACCGAGAUGGCGGGCUGGAACAUCAACCAUGUAUUCGAAGAGACUGAGAAAGCAAGUUUUUUCGAAAAGAAUGUUGUGAAGCCGCUUCAAAUAGAGAUCCGGACUAUCUCUGGUUUCGCGCACGUUUAUGGAAAUGGAAUCGAUCGGCUCUUUGCUUCGAGCUGGACAGCAGGUCCAUGUGAGCCAGAGCUCUUUGUCGUUGACCAUCAUGAGGUCAAGAGAGUACGCCGUCGGCAGGCGGCGGAGACAGGUUUUGGUCUCGUGGUGCAGUUGUUUGUUCGUGAGGAGCAGUCCGUAAGUAGCAUAUUGCUCGGCAGGUGGCAAGACGGGUAUGCGCAGGCAAUUCGAGCCUACUGA
Alternaria hordeiaustralica is the source of this 1047-nucleotide messenger RNA. RefSeq lists its product as uncharacterized. Bases 1 to 1047 code for a protein of 348 amino acids. Lineage: Eukaryota; Fungi; Ascomycota; Dothideomycetes; Pleosporales; Pleosporaceae. The record is from RefSeq and is a predicted model, not a curated record. The transcript is spliced from 3 exons.